AUGCCGCAAAGCAUCAGCGAGUCUUCCACGCGCGGCAAACGAACUGCCCAGGGUCCCGGACCGCGGCCAACCCGUAUUCGUACCGGCAGCAGGACGCAGGUCGCCUGCAUCAACUGCAAAGAGAGCAAGCUCAAGGUACAAACUAUAAAGAAAGCAAAGCUCGAGUGCGAUGGCCGAGUGCCAGCAUGCACCAACUGUGGCCGUUAUCAGCUAACCUGUCUCGUAGAAGACCCAGCAACCCGACGUCGCUUGCCUCGGAAUUACUUGGAGACUUUGGAAGGCCGAGUCGCAGCCCUCGAGAAUCUCCUCCAACAACUCCGUUAUCACGCAUCAGCAUCACCAACAGGCCCAACAGCAGAAACUCUUUUGCUUCAAAGUGAGCCUGGCCGUGACAGCGCCGGUCAGACGGCUUCAGACAAAGCCAAAGAGGAUGAUGACCAAAUCAGCGACCUGACUGCUAAGGUUGGCAUGUUGGAUCUCAAGUACUCCGCGGCCGCCGAGCCGCAUUACCUGGGUUCAUCUUCUACUUUUGCCUUUUCGCGCAUCAUAAAUUCGGCACUCCGUCAACCUGUUUCAAGAGGCCCUGCUUUCACUGCUGGAUCUUCACUUGUGGAUAAUCUAAUGCCCUUGACCUAUCCAUGUUCCCUUCCAGAUUAUGAUACUGGUAUCAUGCUUAGCAAUGCAUACUUUGAGAAUAUUCACCCUCAAUACCCCUUCUUACAUGAGCCCACAUUCAGACUCUGGGAGAUGGAAGUGAGAGAACCACCUCAAGACUUAGAGUACUUUGAUCCAGUUCCCACAUUCUUUGUCAAUAUGGUCUAUGCAGUGGGCAGUUUACUUCUGCCCAACUUAGGAUCUUUAUCACAGCAACUGUACAUGGCUGCACAGCUAGUUUCUGAACAGAUUCUUAUGGUUGAUAAUCUAAUAUCAAUACAAGCUAUCUUAUGCUACACUAUGUUUUCCCUCCGGUCUCCCAUGGGUCCAUCUCUUUGGAAACUCUCAGGACUAGCGUUGCGCCAAUGCAUAGAGCUUGGCUACCACCGCAGUGUCAAACGUUCCAAAGAACCAACCCCAGACCAUCUGCAACUCGAGCUUCGGAAAAGAGCAUUUUGGUGCGCGUGGGGCAUUGACUGUAGCGUUGCUACCAUGCUCGGACGACCACUGGGACUCUCUCUUCAAGAAAUUGACGUCGAGUUUCCGUUAGACCUUGACGAUGUAUACGUCACAAGCGCCGGAAUAGGCAGAUCUCCUAGAACCUCCGCCAUUGAACCUGCCACAGGAAUGUCCAUCGCAAUACAAGUCUUUCGCCUCAGGUGUCUCUCAGCUCGAAUUCAUACCUCACUUUACUCCGAUACUACAUCAACCACCGCAAACCUUGGUCCGUCGCUUCAAAAUCGUGUAGCUGAACUACGUCAAGAAUUGGACGACUGGAUGGCUGCAGCGCCGCCCAUCAAGCCUCGAGCCGGAAAUGCCCUUUCUAUCUUUGCAAGCAAAGACUGGUUUGAAGUGAACUACAAUCACAGUAUCAUCCUGCUCUAUCGUAGCCAAUUGGCGGAGCGCAAGGACGGCGACUUCUCAGUUGCUGAUGAGGUCUUCCUCGAAUGCAUGAAAGCCGCUCAAAAUAUCUGCCAUGGCUACCGUCGGCAAUAUGUUGGCCGGCCAAUAAAUUACACUUGGGGUGCUUUACACCUUCUGGUGACUGCAGGAUUGACAUACUUACAUUGUCUUUGGUCGCGGUCUUGCCGCGAGGUCUCGCGCCAAGACGAGAUUAGUAGCACCUGUACAGAUUGCACAAUAGUGCUUACUGUGAUGGCGGAACGCUGGGAGGACGCCGCGGUGUAUAGGGACAUUUUUGAGGCGCUGGCGGCGCGGACCAUGACUAUGUUGGUCCGUUGGAGAAGUGAGCAAUGGUCGGUGGUGACACCAACGGAGGCUAUGCCAGCGAAUAACUCGAAUCUAGGUGAGUGCCUAAGCCAGGAGCAGGUUAAUCAGUGGAUGGCAUAUAUCAAUGCAGUGGGAAUGAUGGAUAGCAUUGGGGGUCUGUUAUCUGGCUUUGUUGAUGACCCUAUAGAUCACGAGCAAGGUCAAGAUGUGAGUGCGGGUCAUGUGGCUACGGAAUGGGGGAGUUGCGACAGCAAUGAAGAUGAAAUGUUAUCAUUCUUUCCCAUAGUGCAAUAA
Venustampulla echinocandica is the source of this 2178-nucleotide messenger RNA. RefSeq lists its product as uncharacterized. Gene Ontology annotation, molecular function: sequence-specific DNA binding; DNA-binding transcription factor activity, RNA polymerase II-specific; zinc ion binding. The transcript is spliced from 7 exons. The record is from RefSeq and is a predicted model, not a curated record. Gene Ontology annotation, biological process: positive regulation of transcription by RNA polymerase II; DNA-templated transcription. Bases 1 to 2178 code for a protein of 725 amino acids. NCBI's taxonomy places the organism in Eukaryota, Fungi, Ascomycota, Leotiomycetes, Helotiales, Pleuroascaceae.